This is a messenger RNA of Cercopithifilaria johnstoni, 237 nucleotides long. The record is from the annotation of a GenBank genome assembly. Lineage: Eukaryota; Metazoa; Nematoda; Chromadorea; Rhabditida; Onchocercidae.
AUGAAAGCAUUUAGACUUGUUCAAGAGCAACUGCAAGUAACACCAUAUCCGCGAGUUAACAAAAUAAAGCCAUCGAUUCAUUGGGCAAGGGCUGGUUCGUGCUGCUCAUUGAAACGGUUUUUUGGUGCGGCGGUUGGUUGUGUUGGCGGUGAGCGGCGGGCGAUAUUGGCGAUUGUUUGGCUUGAUCAAGGUGAGAGGAUCUAUCGGACGUGUUCACAACGCGUUGAAUUUUCGUGA